GCAACUGGACUGCAGGGGAAGCAAAAUUCGCUUUCGAUGAGACCGAAAAUAUAGGUUACCGAUAAAGGUGUUGUGAGUUGUUCAGUUUCCUUUUCAUUGUACCUCAAGUUUAACGUUGAAACAAAACAACAGAAAAAAUAGAUCCAUCGAUAAUUCGGCAAUUUGUGAAGUGAGUGAAUCCAACAAGCGCUACAAGUUGAAUUUGGAGUGCUCUGGCGUGCCGAAAUAAUGAGCCAUCUAGCGGUAUGGAACGCGCACGAGAUGAAUGGAAAAUGCACGGGCGUUUUGCGAUAAUGGCACUACAGGUACCCUCGCAUUGAUACAACCAGCAGUGGCAGCAGUAUUGGAAAAUAAUUAGCAUCAAUGAAGCCCGCAGUGAAAAUCCGGCAGUGAUGAGGAAAAGCGACUGGCGAGUAUUUUUCUUCAUCUUCUGCAGUGAGCCUUCCGUCGUUGAUUUCUGUUUCGGUUCCAGCUCACGCAUCAUUGAGCGCACUGAUUUCCCUGUGUCUUCUAUCGCGUAUGCCUAUGAAUGAAUGAUCUGCGUGAGGAGGCGUCCACGUUUUUCUGGAACGCACACCCAGCAAAGUGAGGGUAGGCAGCAUUUUGGGGUAGUGGAAAAACGGUGUGCCCGGUUAACGCUCAGAUAAAGUGAAAAUUAAACGGUUGUCGAAGAAAUUAGGCUCCAGCAAAACAGAAGAAGGUUGUUGUUUGAAUACUCAAUUGGCCCCAAAACAGAAAGAGGGCCCCAGAUUUGAACGAAGGAGGAAUCAGACAGAGCUAGCUUAAAACGUAGCAGCGAUGGCUUACGUCGUUUGGCGGGCGCUCGUUAAGCAGUACUCUAAGGUUCGGCUUGGAACGCAGCGUAAUUCGGCGCUGGAUGACGAUGUCCCUCCAACGACUCGUCGAGCCAAAUCCUUCGACGAUAACGCGUGGAAAGCUCAUCACGGGCACAUAUCCUCGAGUAUUUCGGCGGUUUCAUCGGUGGCACUUUCAUCCCGAUCGGGCGAAGAAGAUUCCAUCGCUAUCCAAUCGGAAGCUAGUUCCUUCAGCUGCGACGGAGGAUUGGACGACAUUCUAGUGGUGGUCAGUGAAAGUGACAAAUCCCAUCGACUCCCGUACACCGAUUCUGGAACAUUGGGCCGUGGAGAUUUGAGGAAGUCCAGAUCCAAAAUGAAAAACUAUCUGAAACGAUGCAAGGAAGCUCUGAUCGGCGGCCAACAGCCGGCCGAGGACACUUGUCCGAUUACCCACCAUGAGGCGGUUGUUCAGCACCAGCAUCAAGUCACGGUAUCGGACCAACUGCAGCAAGGUGAAGCUAUUUCAGUUCCAACGGCCAAUUGGUAUUUGGAUGAUACGGUUUGUGAAUUUCGAUCGGAAGAUAAUCGAGAACCGUACUCGUCCCUUGCUGCGGCACGACUUAAGGAACAAUCUGGCCAGGGGACUUCUAGUGGGUUAAAGUUGAGUGAAAAUGGUGAUUCUGGGCAGGAACUUUUGGACGGGGCUGGUGUGUCACGUGGAUCAGAGGCCCGUCCCUUGAUGCUACCGGUCAUGAUGGCUGCUGCCCAGUUGCUGCCGAAUGAUGGCGAUAAUUUAUCACCGAAUGGCAUAGAGAAACUGAUCGAUGAGCACUUGGGGCCUCUGUAUCCCGAUUACGUGGACCACACACGGCCGGUUCUGGUCCGGCAGGCUCGGGAUCUACUUGUGUGUACUUUUCAUGGUGAUCUGCGCCGGUUCGAGGGGGACUUCCUGCAGCCGGCGGCGGAAAUUGUGAGCGGACUUCGGAGCAAAUAUCAACUUGGAAAGGUGAGUCCGUGCUACACGAUGAUGUUUCGGAAUUAUCGGCGGAGAAUCCGGAGCCAAAAAUGGAUCGGAACGAAUUCCUUUGAGAAAAGGUUCACUCUUCAGUCGCCGUGCUCAGUGUACACCGCAGAACUGGCUUCUAUUCAUUGGGCGCUGGAAAGCGUCACAUCCCGGCCUGUUGAACAUUACUACAUUAUAACCGAUAGCCUCAGCUCUAUUGAAGCUAUCCGCUCUAUGCAAAGAAAGCACUCACCGUUCUUCCUAACGAAGAUACGGGAAACAUUGAGUGUUUUAUCCAGACGCUGCUUCUUGAUCACCUUUGUUUGGGUCCCUUCUCAUUGCUCAAUACCGGGCAAUGAGAAGGCCGACUCGCUUGCGAAGGUGGGUGCGAUUGAAGGCGAUAUUUACCAGCGUCAAAUUGCCUUUGAUGAAUUUUACUUCCUAGUGAGGAGAAAUUCCGUUGUCAACUGGCAGCGUAGAUGGAACGAAGAUGAGUUGGGUAAGAGUUCGUUGUUGGCUACCCAGCAGGAAUCAAAAGUCUACCAGACAACACAGUGA
Uranotaenia lowii is the source of this 2358-nucleotide messenger RNA. RefSeq lists its product as uncharacterized. The transcript is spliced from 7 exons. NCBI's taxonomy places the organism in Eukaryota, Metazoa, Arthropoda, Insecta, Diptera, Culicidae. The coding region runs from base 799 to 2358 and encodes 519 amino acids. The record is from RefSeq and is a predicted model, not a curated record. Gene Ontology annotation, molecular function: RNA-DNA hybrid ribonuclease activity; nucleic acid binding.